AAUGAAUGAUAUUAAGGAAGUGUAACUGAACUGAAGACCCAACAGCAACUGAACACAGCUGGGGUGUUUAACCCAGGUUUGUGAAGAAACAGCUGCAAAACUACAAGUCCCAGGAUGCCUUUCACCGAACAUAGUUUAUAUAGAGUUCAUACGCCCAGUGUGAUGGCUGGAGUCUGUUUUCCAUAGGCUCCUGACUAGGUUAAAUAAGGCGGAGCAAAUGGCUCCACCCCAGAAGUGUCUAGAAUUGUAUUUGAGCCAAGCCUCAGGGUGGAGCCGGAACUGACCUUUGUACUUCAUGCUGGUCAAGGUUGGUGGGAACUGGCUGUGUGGUUCUGGAACUGGCUGCCGUCCUGACACGUCUCAGAGCUGCAAGCAGGUUUGAUUCCAGGAUCCUGUGGCCCUACUCCCCUCCUUUUAUUCUUUAUCCUUUUCCCUUGGGGUCCUUCCCCCGGGUCUUACAUAAUUCCUGCUGCCCCUGAGGGCUCCUGUGUUAGUCACAGGAUUUUUACUACCUGCUUCAGGAUAAUCCACUUCUGAUAGUCCUUUACUAGGAGACUUAGGUCUCCACUUUCCUGGCAGCCAAGAAGUGCUGGGAAGGACCUGGCUGGGUGGUUCAGUUGGUUGGAGCAUUACCCCGUAUACCUCCAUAUACGUGUAGGUGGAGGGUUCAGUUCCUGGUCAGGGUACAUAUCUAGAUUGCAGGUUCAUUCCACCCAAUUGUGGUGCAUAUGGGAGGCAACUGACUGAUCUCUCUCCCUCUCCCACCCAACCCCCCAAAUCAAUAAACAUCCUCAGGUAAGGAUUGAAAAACAGACACACACAGUCCUGACAGGUGUUCUCAGUGGUUAGAUUGAGGGCCCUGGUCACCAAAGAGCCUCGGGUUUGAUUCCUGAUCAAAGGCACCUGGGUUGCAGAUUCAACAACCAAUCAAUAUGGCUCUCAUAUCAAUGUUUUUUCAAAAAUCGGUGGAAAAAUAUCCUCAGGUGAUAAUUUUUUUUAAAAAGUUCUUGGAAGGAUGGACCUCAGUGCAUUACCAGCUGAGGGUAAAAGGUUGGGGAUCAGGGCUGAGGUGCAAAGAUGGUAUGAGGCCUUAAUGACUGCCCUGCCUUCUGUAGGUACUGCGGUGAGCUAUCAUGGCCUCUCAGCUUCUUGGCCUGGCAGAAGAGUCUGGCCUGAGCCCUGGGGAGUCUGAACUGGCUGUGAACCCCUUUGACGGGCUUCCCUUCUCUUCCCACUACUACGACCUGCUUGAGCAGCGCCGAGCCUUGCCCAUCUGGGCUGCUCGCUUUGUCUUCUUGGAGCAAUUGGAGAGUAGCCCCAGUGGAGUGGUGAUUGUGUCUGGAGAGCCUGGCUCUGGCAAGAGCACCCAGAUCCCUCAGUGGUGUGCAGAGUUUGCACUGGCCAGGGGAUGCCAGGUAACUGUCACUCAGCCCUACCCUCUGGCAGCCCUGAGCCUGGCCCUGCAGGUUGCUGAUGAGAUGGACCUGACCCUGGGUCAUGAGGUUGGAUACAGCAUCCCCCAGGAGGAUUGCACUGGGCCCCAAACCCUGCUCAGGUUUUGCUGGGACAGGCUGCUUCUUCAGGAGGUGGCCUCAACCCGGGGCACUGGAGCCUGGGAUGUGCUGGUACUGGAUGAGGCUCAAGAGCGGUCAGUGGCCUCAGACUUGCUCCAGGGGCUGCUGCGAGAUGCCGGGCUGGGAAACCUUCCAGGGGACCCCAAAGUGGUGGUGGUCACUGAUCCAGCCCUUGAACCUAAGCUCCAAGCCUUCUGGGGCAAUCCUCCUAUUGUACGUGUACCCAGAGGGCCUGGCAGGUGUCCCACUCCCACCUACAGGGACACUGUCCCUCCUGAUCGAGUGGAAGCUGCCUGCCAAGCUGUGCUUGAAUUGUGUCGAAAGGAGGCUCCAGGAGACGUGCUAGUGUACCUGCCCAGUGAGGAGGAAAUUUCCCUGUGCUGUGAAUCCUUGUCCAGGGAGGUAGGGACCUUGGCAAUCCAAGGACCUCCACCACGGGUGCUGCCCCUUCACCCAGGCCAUGGUCAAGCUGUUCAGGCUGUGUAUGAAGACACAGACUCGGGUGCCCGAAAGAUUGUGGUCACUCACUGGCUGGCUGACUUCUCCUUCUCCCUCCCUUCCAUUCGACAUGUCAUUGACUCAGGACUGGAGCUUCGAAGUGUGUACAAUCCUCAGAUCCGAGCAGAAUCCCAAGUGCUGAGACCAAUCAGCAAGUGUCAGGCAAAGGCAAGACAACUACGGGCAAGAGGGGCCCCUCCAGGAUCCUGCCUCUGCCUUUAUCCUAAGUCCUUCCAAGAACUAGAAGCUACCCCAUUGCCCCAACCCAGGGUGUGUGAGGAAAAUCUGAGCCCUCUGGUAUUACUGCUAAAAAGGAGACAGAUUGCAGAGCCAGGGGAGUGUCACUUCCUGGACCGGCCUGCUCCAGAAGCACUGAUGCAGGCCCUGGAAGACUUAGACUACCUGGCAGCCCUGGAUGACAACGGACACCUGUCAGACUUAGCUGCCCCCGGGUUUACCCGUCCUCCACUCUGUGCAGAGGAAGCUGCUUUACGCCGGGCCCUGGAGCAUGCAGACGGUGACCACAGUUCUCUGAUCCAGGUGUAUGAAGCCUUUCUACAGAGUGGAGCAGACAAGGCUUGGUGCCAGGCUCGGGGUCUAAGCUGGGCAGCACUGUGCCAAGCCCAGAAACUUCGAGGAGAACUCCUAGAACUUAUGCAACGAAUUGAACUUCCCUUGUCCCAACCAGCCUUUGGCUCUGAGAAGAAUCGCAGAGACCUUCAGAAAGCUCUGGUGUCUGGAUACUUCCUUAAGGUGGCCCAAGACACGGAUGGGACUGGAAAUUACCUGCUCCUAACGCAUAAGCAUGUGGCCCAGCUCUCCCCAUUCUGCUGCUACCGAAGCCGCCGGGCUCCAGCCAGGCCCCCACCGUGGGUGAUUUACCACAGUUUCUCCAUUUCCAAAGACAACUGCCUUUCCAUUGUUUCUGAGAUUCAACCACAGAUGCUGGUGGAGUUGGCCCCUCCAUACUUCCUGAGUAACCUGCCUCCCAGUGAAAGCAGAGACUUCCUGAACCAGCUGAGGGAAGAAAUGACAGAUUCUUCAACAGAGAGUGAAUCCUCCUCCACCCAAGAAUUUAGAGAUGCCUGUGUCCUGCAGUGACCUGCCUGAGGAAUGGAGCAGAUCUCAUCUCAUUGUAUUCAAUACUUCCUUACUCUGGCACCAAGGCAACCAGCCAGAUUUAAAAGCCGGAAGUUGCCCCGCAGGUGUGGCUUAGAGGUUGAGCGUAGACCUAUGAACCAGGUCUAAGUUCGAUUUCCAGUCAGGGUAUGUGCCCAGGUUGCAGACUUUGUCCCCAGUAGGGGGCAUGCAGGAGGGAACCAAUCAGUGAUUCUCUCUCAUC
Messenger RNA from Myotis myotis, 3414 nucleotides. It is a transcript of the gene DQX1, whose product is annotated as DEAQ-box RNA dependent ATPase 1. The transcript has 11 exons. Lineage: Eukaryota; Metazoa; Chordata; Mammalia; Chiroptera; Vespertilionidae. Bases 1134 to 3173 code for a protein of 679 amino acids. The record is from RefSeq and is a predicted model, not a curated record. Gene Ontology annotation, cellular component: intracellular anatomical structure; spliceosomal complex. Gene Ontology annotation, molecular function: RNA binding.